This is a messenger RNA of Aspergillus aculeatus ATCC 16872, 665 nucleotides long. RefSeq lists its product as uncharacterized. The coding region runs from base 275 to 622 and encodes 115 amino acids. Lineage: Eukaryota; Fungi; Ascomycota; Eurotiomycetes; Eurotiales; Aspergillaceae. The record is from RefSeq and is a predicted model, not a curated record. The transcript has a single exon.
GCUUAUUUGGUGAUUGUUUAGAAUACAAACUUUCUCUCGUUACCCUGCAGCAGAAUCGGAAUGCGCUGGGGUACUAGCGAUCGUGUGUAUAUUAAACGUCCGAUCACUCGCAGUCACUCGGCUCAGCAUGUGCAUCGUGGGCUUCCCAAGAAUUAUGGUCACCAUGAGCUCGGAAACCCUGAUGAGCCCGGCUCUGGUCGAAGCUGUUUGUCAUUGCUGAUUGAACAUUUCGGGCAAGCUGCAAAAUUAUCAAGGUAGGAUGCGUGCUGGAACCAUGUGGGCGAUGGUAUGCUUCGCCUCGGUUUGCUUCGCACUCCGAGCGAAUAUGCGCCGCUCAAGCCUAGAGGAAAGAAUUCCAUCUCUCAGCGAGGCUGAUGGUGAAACAUGGUAUUGGCUUCCCACGAGCGCGGGAGGUUGGAUACUCGUGCUGAGAGACGGAAAGGUCCUGGAGCCCCUCUGUAAAUUGUGGCGGUAUUGCUGUAAUCAUUGUGCCAGUCUUGAUAUGGUCCAGGUAGCAUACAAGCCCCAGUUGUCUUCUCCAUCCGUCACCAGUGACUCGAAUACGUUAGUCCAGAUCGUGUACUCCCCAAUCUGGUUCCUGAGAUCAAGGCCACUGAAAUAGCCACGGAUUCACGGUGAAGUGAGCAACACAGCAUCUUCACAGU